AUGGAUUCUGCGAGAUUAAUGUUGGAAACCCAAGAAACUUACCAGAGAAACUUAGAUCAGCUGGAAGCGUUGUCGAAGAAGCUAAAGGCUAAAACCCUAAGGAACGAGGCUCCUUCUCAAUCUAUUGCCGCCACUAGACUUCUCGGGAGGGAGGGAAUCAAUGCUGAGCAACAACUAGCUCGUGAUCUCAAAUCUUUCGAGUUGAAGGUGAAGGUGAAGAUUAUUGCUCUGUCUACGCUAUUAACUGUGCGUGAAAUGGCUAUGGUAUCAGCUAUACAGGAAGCUCAAAAGGAUAAUGUUCAAAGCUUUAAUGAUUACAUGAUGAAAGUCCUGGAGGAGGAUUGGAGAAAAGAAAAAUGUGACUUCCUUCAGAGCCUUAGCAGAAUAUCAUUUUUACCUAAAACGAAUAUGACUGAUGCAAGCAGAGAGGCUAAUGCUGGCCAACUAGUGCCGGUGGGUUCGAGUUAUCGAGUAUCGUCCACACUAGGCAAAGAACUUGUGGCUCUGGCUAAUGUACCCAUUCAUGAGAAAAAGAGCAUACGUCUAUGGAGAGGUUGUGAAGAAACUUGA
Molecule: messenger RNA, 570 nt
Organism: Eruca vesicaria subsp. sativa (arugula)
Lineage: Eukaryota; Viridiplantae; Streptophyta; Magnoliopsida; Brassicales; Brassicaceae
Source: the annotation of a GenBank genome assembly